GCAAGCGCUAAGUUCAGAGGCGUGGCGCGACCCUGAUCCCGCCCCCGCCGCAGGGGCCGCCGGGGCCUGGUCGCCACGACAACGAGCUGUACACUACUAGAGAUACCGUGGCGGCGGGUUGCUGGUGGCCCGCCUGCCGGGUCAGGCAGGGAAUGGACUCCUCCCAGUCGCGGUGCUGCAGCUUCUCUGUGUCGAGAACACGCCCACAGCCUUCGGGGGCGGCCAUGAAAGACUCUUCUGUCUCUGAAUCCAAGAGCACCCAGAAGCACAAACUUUCUCAGAAACAGAAGACACUGCCCCUUCACUUCUCCAUGGGCAGCUACCUGUCCCCAUGGCCCACACAUGCCACUGGGCAGACGAUUCUGCAAAAUAGAAAGCCCUGUUCUUCUGAUGACCACCAGAGGCGAUCAGGGAGCUGGCAGCAACCGCUGAGCACGGUCAAGCCCAGGUACCUGGAGCAGCUAGAGAACUACCUCCGCAAGGAGCUGCUCCUGCUGGACCUAGGCACCGACAACUCCCAGGAGCUGAGGCUGCAGCCUUACAGGGAAAUCUUUGAGUUCUUCAUAGAGGACUUCAAAACAUACAAGCCAUUGCUGUCUUCCAUAAAGAAUGCCUAUGAGGAGAUGCUGGCCCACCAAAGGGAGAAGAUCCGGGCUCUGGAACCGCUGAAGGCCAAACUUGUCACGGUGAAUGAGGGUUGCGAUGAGAAGAUUCUGGCCAUGAGAGCUGAAGAACGGAACGAACUCUCCACACUCAAGACAGAAAAGAUACAUCUGCUAAAACUCAUAGACAAAAAGAACGAGGAGAAGAUCUCCUUACAGAGUGAGGUGACCAAACUGAGGAAGAACUUGGCUGAAGAGUACCUGCGUUACCUCACUGAGCGAGAUGCCCGCAAAAUUCUGAUCGCAGACCUGAAUGAGCUGCGCUACCAGCGGGAAGACAUGUCCCUGGCCCAGUCCCCUGAUGUCUGGGGGGAGGAUCCUGUGAUGCUCUCAAUGGCUCUGAAGAUGGCACGGCAAGACCUGACCCGGGCCCAGAUGGAGCUGAACACCAUGAAGGCCAACUUUGGUGAUGUGGUACCCAGGAGGGACUUUGAGAUGCAGGAAAAGAGCAACAAGGACAUUCAGGAGCAGCUGGAUGGCCUGAAAGCCGACUACGAGGAGGUGCGCAAGGAGCAUGAGAUGCUGUUGCAGCUGCACAUGAGCACGCUCAGGGAACGUGACCAGUUCUUCUUGGAGCUGCAGGAGAUCCAGCGCACCUCCACGCCCAGGCCUGACUGGACCAAGUGUGAAGAUGUGGUGGCUGGGGGCCCAGAGCGCUGGCAGAUGCUGGCCGAGGGCAAGAACAGUGACCAGCUGGUGGACAUACUCCUGGAGGAGAUUGGCGAGGGCCUGCUUCGGGAGAAGGACUUCUUUCCUGGGCUGGGCUUUGGAGAAUCCAUCCCCGCUUUCCUGCGAUGUGAUGGCCCUGUGCCAAACAAGAAGCCAGCCAAGAAGGACGUGGUUAGCCUUCUUAAGGAUGUCUGGAAGGAGCGUCUGGUGGGGGAUAAGAAAGAGAAGUUCCCAGACUUCUUCUUCAGUUUCCUGGAGCGUCGCUUUGGGCCCCAGGAUGCCAUAGCCUGGGCUUAUACCCUUUUUGAAAACAUCAAGCUCUUCCGCUCCAAUGAGGUCAUGAGUCAGUUCUACGCAGUUCUGAUGGGAAAGAGGAAAGAGAGUGUGUACAUCAAUCAGAAGGAGCUCCUUGCCUACUUGCUGAAGGAAAUGACAAACGCUGACAGUCAGAACGAAGGACUCAUAACCAUGGAGCAGUUUGGCUCCAUCCUCAAGAGCACCUUUCCCUUCAAGACGGGAGAGCAUAUUCAGGAGCUGAUGGAGACAGGUGGCUGGCAUCCCAACAGCAGCAAUGCAGACUUGCUCAACUACCGCUCUUUAUUUAUAGAGGAUGAGGAGGGUCACAGUGAGCCCUUUGUGCAAAAACUGUGGGAACAGUACAUGGACGAGAAGGAUGCAUACCUGCAAGAGCUGAAGCAGGAGCUGGGCAUGGAACUCCGUGAUGAAGUGACCCUGUACAAGCUGCGUGUAGCCCUGAUGAACAUCGACCCCAGCCUGGACAAGCAGACCUUGAGAGCAUACCUAAGCCAGGCCUUCCAGCGGCCGCUGGCAGAGCUACCAGAGGAGGGCAGUGAGAAGGAGCACAGCAUCGUGACAGGGCUCAAAGACGCCCUGGAACAACUGCAAGCAGCUGACAUCAAGCGCAUUGGACCUCGAGAGCAAGAGACUGCCAGCUAGGGCCAGCAUGAGUGGCUGAGUGC
Messenger RNA from Ochotona princeps (American pika), 2311 nucleotides. It is a transcript of the gene TSNAXIP1, whose product is annotated as translin associated factor X interacting protein 1. The coding region runs from base 153 to 2288 and encodes 711 amino acids. The record is from RefSeq and is a predicted model, not a curated record. The transcript is spliced from 16 exons. Gene Ontology annotation, cellular component: cytoplasm. Lineage: Eukaryota; Metazoa; Chordata; Mammalia; Lagomorpha; Ochotonidae.